Messenger RNA from Drosophila guanche, 984 nucleotides. RefSeq names its product tetratricopeptide repeat protein 1 (gene Ttc1). The transcript is spliced from 2 exons. The record is from RefSeq and is a predicted model, not a curated record. Gene Ontology annotation, molecular function: protein binding. NCBI's taxonomy places the organism in Eukaryota, Metazoa, Arthropoda, Insecta, Diptera, Drosophilidae. The coding region runs from base 91 to 915 and encodes 274 amino acids.
GACUACUAGAUCUAUCGAAAGCAUGCAAAACACAAUUCAUUGCUGGGAACGAAAUUUCAAGUAAUUUUUAUUAAGCACGCCCCCAACAGCAUGGCAGGCAACGCCAACAGCGACGACGAGUUCCACGAUGCUCUCACCGGAGAGACAACUUGCGAGAAGGAGGCCACCAAAUCCCAGAUGAAUGAGAAAGACAUUGACGAGAUUGUCGAAAAGCAGAGCACGCUCCAGCUGGACGAUGACGAGGAGGGUGCGGCCACUGCAGUCACUGGUGCUUCCGGUGGUGAUGGCGACCAGGAGGCGAAACAACCCGAUGGUGAACUAAGCCUUGAGGAGCUACGCGACCUUGAAAAGCUUCUGAGUGUCGAUGAUCUGGCGGCAAACAAAGAGAAGGCCGAUAAACUCAAAUUGGAGGGAAACGAGCUGUUCAAGAACGACAAUGCCCAGCGAGCCAUCGAAAUCUACACAGAGGGCCUGAACGUGUGUCCCUCGGACAGCAGCAAGGAGCGGGCCGUGCUGUAUGGCAACAGAGCAGCUGCCAAAAUUAAGCUGGAGGCCAACAAAUCGGCCAUAGAUGACUGCACAAAGGCCAUUGAGCUGUGGCCGGAGUACGUUCGAGUGCUAUUGAGACGAGCCAAGCUGUACGAACAGGAUGACAGGCCAGAUGAGGCUCUGGAGGACUAUAAGAAAGUCUGCGAGCUGGAUCCUGGACAGCCAGAAGCGCGUGAGGCUCAGAUACGCUUGCCGCCCAUAAUCAAUGAACGGAACGAGAAGCUCAAAACCGAGAUGAUGGCCAACCUAAAGGAUCUGGGCAAUAUGAUACUAAAACCUUUCGGCCUGUCCACACAGAAUUUCCAAAUGAACCAGGAUCCCAACACGGGUUCAUAUUCCUUUAAUUUUAAUCAAAAUCCAAGCUAGUUCAAAAGUGUGUGUUUUUAACUUAUUGAGGAAAUAAAACUGUUUCCAAGAAACUUCAAAACACCUCAA